AACUAAUACAAAAUGCGUGUGUUUCUCGUCGUCUGCCUCAUCACCGUUGCAUAUGCGGACAAACUGGGCUACAACUAUCGUCCUGUAGCACACUCGGACAGCGGACUUUCAUUUCCACCAGGUGGCUCCUCAGGACUCGGUGGUCCCGGCAGCAGUGGCGGAUCGGGUGGUGUUGGCCCAGCCGAGUCCGGUCCUUCGUACAAUGCCCCAGCUGCUGAAUAUGAAAAGGAAUUCUACACAUAUACUGCCGAUGAAAGCGAGUUCAGCGAACCAGCUGAUAAUGGUCGUGCCAUCGAAUCAUUGAAGAAAAACUUGCGUGUCAUCUUCAUCAAGGGACCCGAAGGCAAUGGCUUGGAGAAAGCUGCCGCCGACCUCGCCAGACACGCUGGAGAAGAGAAGACCGCUAUUUAUGUGCUGCAGAAACAAGCUGACUUGGGCGAUUUGGCUAACAAAUUACAGGCUGAAAACGAUGUGCAACGUCACAAACCCGAAGUACACUUUGUCAAAUACCGUACACCCGAGGAUGCAACCAACGCUCAGCGCGCCAUCCAACAGCAAUACGAUCAGUUGGGUGGAAAGUCUCAAUCGCACGAUGGUGGCGCUGCUCCAGUUCACGACUUUGCCUCUCCGGCAGCUCGCCCAGCACCACGUCCUGUUAGCGCUCCCGGUGCUGCUUAUCUGCCAUCCUCCAUUCUCCGCUUCUAA
This is a messenger RNA of Bactrocera tryoni, 705 nucleotides long. RefSeq lists its product as uncharacterized. The coding region runs from base 13 to 705 and encodes 230 amino acids. The transcript has a single exon. The record is from RefSeq and is a predicted model, not a curated record. NCBI's taxonomy places the organism in Eukaryota, Metazoa, Arthropoda, Insecta, Diptera, Tephritidae.